Paramormyrops kingsleyae is the source of this 2745-nucleotide messenger RNA. RefSeq names its product transcription factor 19 (SC1), like (gene tcf19l). Gene Ontology annotation, molecular function: protein binding. The record is from RefSeq and is a predicted model, not a curated record. Gene Ontology annotation, biological process: regulation of gene expression. Gene Ontology annotation, cellular component: nucleus. NCBI's taxonomy places the organism in Eukaryota, Metazoa, Chordata, Actinopteri, Osteoglossiformes, Mormyridae.
UCCAAUUUCUCUUGCCUAAAUGUACACUCCCGUCGCAAGCAUUAAAGCGGCUAGGAUGCAAAUAACAGCAAUUCAAAAUAACGUAUUGGCUAUAAUUGCGUUCGCCUGAGAUACGCUGCAUUAUCAGUGGGUCGCUGUUGUUGUCAAUAGAAUGCGUAUUUCGUUAGUUGGAAGCAUAAAAGUCCUACCCUGGCUAGCUGAACACAAACCUACCCAAAACUGUACAUUGUUAUAUAUGGUGUAGCACGAUUCUUAGUAGUUAGUCUGGUCUGAUUGGAGUGGUGCACAUACCAUAUAUUAUCAUAAUGCAGUACAAAUUAAGGCUUUUGUAAUGCAUUAAAAAAGUACAGUGUAAUACUGUAUACUGUUGCAUAGUAGUUCAUUUUAGUGAAUCUUCUGAAAUACAGACAGGUUAAAUAGCUGAUAUUUGUCUAUUAAAUACCAUUUGCCUGGCCCUCCCCAAUUAAGUGAAAGAUCAGGCAUCAUGCUGUCAAAAGUUCAGCCCUGCUUCCAGCUUCUGAGAAUAGGCUCCUCUACAUCGCCGGGCUCUGCCGUAUCUGAGGCGGCCCGCGAUCUCUACACGUUCCGGCCCGCUCUCAGCAACUCCGUGUUCCGUCUGGGCCGCAAGGCGGAGCUCUGUGAUGUGACACUGCAAUCAGCAACCAUCUCCAGGAUCCAUGCUGAAUUGUUUGCGCAGCGAGAGCUGGACUGUGAUGAUGAGGAGGGAUGGAGGGUCCAUGUCAAAGAUCGCAGCAGCAGCGGCACCUGGGUGAAUGACCUUCGGCUCCAACCGGAUGUUCAGUGGGAGCUAUCGGAUGGGGACACGCUCACAUUUGGGGGCCAAUCAGAUUCUGGAAACCCCGAAUUCUACUUCCUUUUUCAGAAAGUUUUGGUUCGACCCUCUGAAUUUGAUGCCAUUACUGUCCCUAAGGCUGGAUCCUUCACCUCUGAUCUCCAAGACAGGAUUAGAACCAGCCUGGAGCCUAAAACUGAGCCAAACUUAGAUCUCUCACCAUUGUCCUUGAAGAGGGCAACUGUAAUUCUGAACUCCAUUGGAAGUAUAAGCAAAAUGAACGGAAGUUGCUGGACAUUUAAGAGGAUUGAUAAUGCAAACACUAAUCCAGAUCCCCUGUCCCCUCCUUCCUUGGUCUCUCCCUCCACUCCACCACCGAUUCCCUCAACUACCGCUAUCUCUGUGUCGAGGUCUGUGCCCGCAUCCUCCAAAAGCAGGCGGAAGUCUGCCCACACAGUGCUGCUGGAGGAUGACAGCUCAGAUGAAAUGAGAAACAGUGGGAGGACACUGGAGGGAAGAAGGAAGAGUGUUGGCAAGAGGAGAAGACUGUGCAAGUCUGAAUGCGAAGUUUUCCAUCCGCCUCAGUCUGAAGUGGAGUCAUAUGGGAGUGAACGGUUCGAGUUCAGGUCGGAAUCCAAGAAUCCAAGCAGGCUUGAUCUUCCUUUGCAGUCCAAAGCUAAGCUUAGCCACUUGUUUUCAGUAUCUGGGCAAAAGCAUAGCUUCAGUUUGAAAAUAAAAAUGGAUUCCGAAGAUGCCAACUCUUCCCCUGGUCUGUGGAAAGAAUAUUCGCCGUUCUCCCCCUCUGCCCGUGGAAGGAGGAGAGCCCACAGCUCUCCAGCUUACUCCCCUCUGUUGGUCAGAGGGGAGAGUUACACCAUCAUCUCUCCUUCAUCGAAACAGUAUGAAUCAGACCGAGGAGACGCAGGGGAAUUUGUGAGAUUACAUGUAAAUACAGGGAAACGCCGGGGUCGACCUAGGAAACAUCCCCCAGCCCCUCCUCUGUCUUCACACUCGUCAUUCCACUUCUCCUCUGAAACGGUGGAAGGUGAGCGGGCCCGAGCAGAGGAGCCUUGUGCCUCGGGCCGCUGUCGCAUGCCGCAGCAGGACACUGUGCAGUGGAUCCAGUGUGACGACUGCGACGCGUGGUACCACAUUGACUGCGUUCAGCGGGACACUGGCACAUCCGCACUGGAUACCAGUGCAGACUUUCACUGUGGCUGCCAGUGAGACUGCAGGGGGUGGGGGCAUGGGAACCGAAGAGAUUCCAGAGCUGGGAUGCUGUUGCAAGGGACCAGAAGAAAAGACCAGUGCAUAGAGCAUUCCUUGUUUGCUGUUUAAGGAUGCAUUCUAUGCAAUUUAUUGUUCAGUUUGCUGUUAUAGCAUGUAUGUGGCACAGUUCAUUGCAAUAUUGUAUAGCCUUUCAUUUACGCAUCAUAAUACUUGCAGAAUGUUCAUAUAUAAGUGUAAGAGCUUAACAGGUGAAUUGUGGGGUAUACAUUGUACAGGAUGACACAUCAGUGAUGAUUGGGUUUUAAGAAAGAUACAACUGUUUAUUUAGAUAUUUAUAUUUCCAUUUUAAAAGAUUUUUCUUUUAGGAGCACUGCAAUUACUAGUUCAGUAACAUUUUGUAAAUGCAACCAACUGCGGUUAUGACACAAAAAUCUUUUGAGCAGAAUCAAGCUUUUUGGUGGUCAGGAAUGAUUCAUCUUCAGUUAUUUAAUUCUUAAACAGAUCUUCAAAUUGUAUGUGGUUCAGCUUUAUGUAUUAACUAACCUAUUAUUACUCAGCCUUUCUAACAAUAUCUGCAUUUCUCUACAUGCGUUAAAGCCGUGAACAUAAAGGAGUCUGCUUUUCACUUGACAAUUAAACCUCUUGGUAUCAGAUGUAAGUCAGUGAUUUCUCAUAUAACUUUGGAUUAUCAGUGGGAAAAUAAAACAAGUUGAUGCACAUUA